Messenger RNA from Cladocopium goreaui, 1262 nucleotides. NCBI's taxonomy places the organism in Eukaryota, Dinophyceae, Suessiales, Symbiodiniaceae. The record is from the annotation of a GenBank genome assembly.
GGUACCGCGACUGCAAACUUGAUUCCAUGGAGCUUGGUGAUUUAGGAACUGACCGAACUCUCAAGGCAUCGGCAGAGGACCUGAUCAGCGAGGAUGGAUGGACAGUGUUAGAUACUCCCAUCUUGGCAGAAGGAAAUAGCAAUAGCAAUGCUGCUUUUAAGCGGGUCGGAAACUUCUUCAUGCUUCGGCUGAGCACAGUGGUUAAGUCCGUUUUGGCGGACUCCUCGAAGCUUUCCGUCUUUCCUCGACCAGAGAUUCUGGCAGACAGACAGCUCACGUCAAGCCUCGGUAUAGAGUUCGCUGACUUUACAUACACUGUCGAGGAGAUCUUGUCACCAGGAGAUAUUUUCACGUCAGUCCACUUGCGCAACAGCUUCAUGGAUGAGAUGAACAAGGCCGGAGCACAGGUGGCCCUUCUCACUGGUUCGAGUCCACCAGAAGCUUGUGAGGAACACUUCCGUGAACGAGUCGUUCAGUGGCGCGACUUCCCGAGCCCAGGCUUGUUGACUAUUGUGGAGAUUCCCUUUGACGAGAAAACGCAGACUUUUAUGUCUCAAAUUGGGGGCCACUUUGCUACUGUAUCGGUGGUCCAAGCGCAUCCCCAAUCUCCGGAUGAAAUGAUCGUGACGGUGGGUCUUUUCGUCACUGGCUCCGCCUUCCCAUUGUGGGCUUCAGCUCACCUGGCUCAAAUGGCACAAUCAGUGGCGAACUUGGUGCAAUUGACAGCGUCUUCAUUUGGCAAUUUGGAGUCUCUUUGCAAGGCAGAUCAGAACUUCUACACGGUCCUCUCUUUGAGGACCUGCCCUCAAGGCCGGCCCUUGUUACCUGGCGCGUGCCCACUGGCACUGAACCUGGGUGAGGAUCCAUGGUGUGUCUUACUGGAUUUACCCGAGGGUGCUGACCCUGCCUUCACAUUCUGGUUCCGACCAGUUGGAGACUUCAAUUUUCCGAACUACCUCUUCCUUUUCUUGGCAGCCAUUGGCUGUCCUGAGGUCCAGGUCUUCAGCAGCAUCGAUGGUCGGCCACUGGUGCCCUACCAAGCUGUGGUGCGACGAAGCCAAUGGCUCGAAGUGAACAGCAGCUUUGAGGCCGCCUGGAAGGUUCACAAGAUGGCAUAUCGGAAGCUCAACAGCACCAAGCACGCGCCGACCAUCUCCGAGGCGAAGACCCCUCGAUUCGCCGAAGUGCCUGACAGCUACCUGGACAACCCACCCUCGGUGCCCCUGAAGUCCUUGAUCACAGCGCCUUGUCAUGACCUGUGA